Acanthochromis polyacanthus (spiny chromis) is the source of this 8774-nucleotide messenger RNA. Its product is annotated as inactive N-acetylated-alpha-linked acidic dipeptidase-like protein 2. The transcript is spliced from 20 exons. Lineage: Eukaryota; Metazoa; Chordata; Actinopteri; Pomacentridae. The record is from RefSeq and is a predicted model, not a curated record. Bases 413 to 2755 code for a protein of 780 amino acids.
AGCAGCAGCUCCCAGUCUCUCCUGCUGUGCUACUGUUAUUAGGUAGUUUCACAGACUGAAGAGACACGCUGCUGCUCAGCUGUAAAUGCUCUGGCGAUCCCGAAUAAGGUCCAGCUCCCGGUCGCCGUGGAUAGGUUCUGGCAGGUUCAGGCCCUCUGCUUCUCUCCCAGGGGUCACAUGGAACUGGACUUAAUCCCCAGCUCGCACUGAGACAGAAGACAAAGAGACCUGGGACAGACCAUUUGAAACACCAGAUCCAGAUUCAGAUCCAGGUCCAGCGCAUUAGCCUACUGCUGUCACUCAGCCUGGUGAAGAUAGUUUGUCCUGCUGCUCUCCUCCCACCUCUUUUGUGCUGCUGACAGACGGACAGGCAGACUCACAGCAAGAUCUGAUCGAAGAUCAGGGUGACAGCAUGGCAUAUAGAAAGGUGUGUGACACCCAGGGUGGCCCACUGGUUGGUGAGGUGCUGCACUGCUCUGGAGGUCUGGACCUUGACUGGGACCUGGACAAGGAGGAGUUGCAGGAAUCAGGACCAAGCAUGGACCGCAUGCAGAUGCAACAUGUAGACUGCCAGAGAUCAGAUGCCGGUCCUGACCCUGACCCUGAGCUGAUGGAACCCAUCCAGCCAUCUGUCUCAGUUUCACCGCAUGGACGAUUUGAACGUCUCCAGGAAGAUCCAAACUAUAUCUCUCACUUCACCAGGGCUCCUGGCCAUAAAGGCCAAAGGCGACUCCACUGUUUCCUAGUCAGAUACCUCUUGGCAGGGGUGGGACUUUUUGUCCUUGGCGUCCUGAUUGGCUGGUUCACUCACACAUCUACCGUCAAACCACCUAUUCAGCCACCUGACAGCUCCGAUCUGCUUGAGGACUUGCUGAGACGAAUCACAGCUGACAAGAUAGAUGCGCUUCAAAGGUCUUUCUCCAGCCUGUCAGAUGACAGUGAGGAAUCCAGAGCCAGGUACCUCUACAGGCAGUGGGUUGGACUCGGUUUGACUGACGUCCAUCUAUCCAAUCACACGGUUCUGCUCAGCCUACCCGGUUCCACACCCAACACCAUCACUGACCAGUCUAGUCAUCAGUGUUUCCUGCCAAAUGGGAUCCCAUGUGAUCAGCGUGGCCCGAACGACCUACCGAGGCAGCAGUUCUCCUAUGCAGCCUACUCUGCUGUAGGAAGUGUGCAGGGGGAGGUGGUGGACGUCCAGUACGCCAGUGUGGACGAUCUGAGGAGAGCCAAAGACAGCCUGAACCUCACCAACCAGAUAGCAGUGGUCAAGCUUGGCCAGGCGCCUUUACUGUACAAGCUGUCCCAGCUGUCAGAGUUGGGCUUUGGAGGUGUUCUUCUCUACAUCGACCCCUGUGAUGCUCCUCCUGGCCACCACACCUGGCGUCAAGCCUUUAGAGUCACCCUAAACCCUGGAGGAAAUCCUGCUAAUGUUGGGUGGUCAAAAGAGGCUGGAGGAAGUCUGACAUCUUUGUUGGUUCAGCCCAUUUCUGCCUUACUGGCAAAGACAUUGCUUUCCUCUCCAUCCACCGGGCAGGGAGACUCCUGCAUUCCUCUCGCCAUGCCUCCCAACACAGAGCGAAAGAAGAUAACCCUGACUGUGGGAAACCAGUUGUCCUACAAGAAGAUUUACAAUGUUGUGGGAUACCUGAAAGGAAGGAGGAACCCAGAUCGCUAUGUGCUGGUCGGCAGUCGCCAUGACAGUGACCAGGGAGGCGGGACCUCAGCAAUAAUGAAUCAGCUCAUCGCUGCCCUGACAGAGCAGACCAAACGAGGAUGGGUGCCGGACCGUACCACUGUGUUUUGCUCAUGGGGAGGCUCAGCCCUGGGGAGCAUCGGCUCCUAUGAGUGGGGAAAGGAUAACAGUGUUGUCCUACAGAGCAGUGCAGUGGCCUACGUCAGUCUGAACUCGCCAGUUCGAGGGACAGAGACUCUCAGAGCUACAGCUUCUCCAACACUGCUCCAACUUACCUCGGAUAUCCAGAGGAGACAAUUGCUGAGUUGUAUUCGUGGAGGAAACUGCCCUGGACCCAACGUCAGCUCGCUGCAGUUGCCUGGAGAUGUCAGUUUCUUUGCCAACCAACUGGCGGUGCCCACCGUGGAGUUUGCCUUUGAGCAAACUAAAGCAGAAGAGACUACCAGUUUUCUGUCAGAGGCCCAAUUUUCUGCAGAGGCACCGGAAACCCUGGACCCACUUUUCAAGUUUCAUGAGACCAUUGCUAAGAUGACAGCAGAAGCGAUUCUCCGCCUGGUCAAUGAUCCCGUGCUGCCAUUCUACCCUCUGGACAUCGCCCUGGACGUUCAAAACAAACUCAAAGACAAGAGUGCCGUAUCGCCGCCCCUGCUGUCCUCAGCCUCCUCCCUCAGAGAUCACGCAACUUUUUUCCAGUCAGAAAUUAUGCGGCCGGCAAAUGAUCCUAAAGAGCGCGACCCCUCCCACGUUCGGAUGCUGAACGAUGUGCUCCGUGACCUGGAGAAGAGCUUCAUCAUCCCACAGACAGCGCCUGGAGUGUACAGGAAUCAGUUGUACAACCUUCCGGGAAAGACUCCUCAGUUUUCCAUCCUCCAGUUCUCACAGGAAGCUAUCCUACAUUGCAACGUCACCAGCAAAGCAGUCAAGUACAACUCUGCCAACAAAGAAGUGGUUUGCCACAGCAACAUGAACCAGUCACUGUCUCUCAUCCUCAGGGCCAUCCGGUCAGCAGAGAGGCUGGUGUGUUUCGGACUGGACUUGUUUGAGAAUUACAGAAAAUAAUCUCGGCCGACAGACAACUUCGAGUGAUCGUGGAUACAGUACGCUCAAAAGCAAAAGCUGCCACUGAUCAGGUUCAUAAAGUUUAAUACAUUGGAGAUAUUAAAACAAAAUUGACCCUCUGAUCAACCUUAUCCAAUCUUGAUAUUACAGUCUUGGAAUAGUUGAGAAUUCUAAGAGAUUCCACUCACUAAAUGAGUAUUAUUUUUUUUCUCCUCAACAAAAAGGCACUUAAAUUCCCAAAGUGUCAUUUGUUAGGAAAAUACAUAAUGUUUGGAUCAUUAUGCAUUUCCCCAAUACCUAAUAUCAAAUAUGCACUCCAAAUAUAAAGCUGAAAAAGCUACUUUGAAUGAUUUUCAUAUCUAGAGUUGUGAAAAAAAAUCUACUUUCUGAUUGAUGAAUGUACUGAAACUAAGUUGUUGCACAUAGCUCUUAGAUAUGCAAAAAAAUAUUGACACAGUGGGGUCAUUUAAAUUGCACUGAACUGUCUUUUGAUUAACACUUAACAGUAAUAAAUAUGGUAAUUUUUAGAUUAUUUUUAAUAAUUUAAUUAGAUUUGCCUUCACCAGACAAUUACUCUGUUGCCUGGAAAACUUUUAUUCAUCCUUCUGUGGGCAAAUCUCAGCACAAGGAGGCUUGAGGGGGGAAAAGCAACAUUUUAGGAAAUUAUUAUCUAAUGAAGAAAAAUUGGAUCUUGUUUUGUAAUAGUAAGGAAAAUGUACAGUAUUUGAAUUUUGUCUGUAGAGGUGUAGCCAUGGUAGAGAAAGAGUCUACAUGUGUCUACACAGACUUGAAGACAUUUGAGGCAGGUCUGGGUAGUGUGACUGUGACAGUGGCUGUUUGUGCCCUCAAAAGAAAUUUUGGUGUUCUACAGCCUUGGCCCUUCCCAUGAUUGUGGUUAUUCAUUCUAACUUAGCAACACAUGCGCUGCAGAAAUUUGGGAAACACAGCUACGUGUAGGAUGUCGUGGUGAUUACCUCACAACAAAAUGGUUUUAGGUUUGAACCAGCUGACUGUCUGUGGUCUUUCUAUGUGGAGUUUGCAAGUUCUUGCUGUGCCUGUAAGGAUUUUCUCUGCUCCCGCUACUGGCACAGUCCGAAGACAUGCACAGUAGAUUAAUUGGCAAUUUUAUACUGACUGCAGGUGUAAGUGUGAGCAUGCAUGUUGGUUGUGUGAUGGACAGGUAAUCCUUUCAGAGUGAAUCCCGCGACCUGCCCGUUGUCAGCUGGAAUAGGCUCCUGACCCCCGGGGCGUUCUAAAUUAGAUUUUUCAUUUGGUUCAGUUGCACUGAUUUCUAGCUGUCUAACCACAUGGCUGGCUUGGUUGGCGAGGUCCCAAGGUUAAAGGCUCCAUAUGGUGAAAAUCAAUUUUUAGAUGUUUUGUCUCCAGCAGUUUGUUUUACUUGCCAGUGCUACUUCUGCUAAUUCUUAAAGGUCUCAGACACAAGACUAAAGAGUCUCCAUGCACUCCUAGCAUCUGAAGAACUGAAGAUCCAGUGAUUUUCUUUGUUUUCACUUAUUUUUUAGUGUUAUUUUGUCUUUCACUGAAAAAACUGCCACAGUGCGAGUCUUCUUCCUGAAGAGGUGGGGACAGCAGCAGACCCUUGGCAUGAAUAAGUUUUGAAAUGGUUAUGAAGGGACUGCUGGCUAACAUGUUGUCUUAAUGGGCUCCAUUUUCACUACUUCAUAGUUGUUCUGUAAAUGGAAAUGAGAACAACUUUAUUGGAAUUUUGGCUCUAUUGAAAUGCAGUAUAUGUGAGCACAGAGAGCAAGAGUGAAGUAAACAGAUGUAAACACCAGCUGAGUUCAGGAUUCACUGAAGCCCAACAGGAGACAUAAAGACAGUACUUUGGAGGAAAAUGCAAUUAUUUACUUCAAUGGCUAUUGGUUCCUCAGUUUCUUCCAAAGAAACUGAGGAACAAGCCGACAUUUCUCGUCGGCUUGUAAAACUGGGAGGUCAACUAGUUGACAGGGGUAGAUGAAUGGCAGUAAUGUAGUUUUCUCACAGCUUUUCCUCCAAGUUUUUAAGGCAUACAAGCACAGAAUAAACAUGGACUUUCAUCAUUUGGGACUUUUGAUUGGCGAAUGUCUCUCUUUUCACAUCUUCAAAGUUUGUGUUCAGACUUUAGGUGGUGAGUGCAAAGUUGGUAUAAAGAAUGGCCAAAAUCAUGGGAAAGACAAUUUUUUUAAUUUGUAUUUGGAUGAUUAUAUAAUUAGCACCUUCCAACUAUAAAAUUCUGAAACCCAGUUAACCGUAAGGGCCUUGUUUAACAAAAAGCCAUUCUAGUAUCAGCCUACCUAACAUCAGACUUUACAGGAGCUGUACUAAAAUCAGUGUAAGCCAUGGCAUCUUACUGUGUGGCUCGUCACUUUUGAUAAAGAGCAAUAAGCCGCAUUUAAAACAACAGAGCAUGUUCAUUUAAGGAAACCACUUGAAGCAAUAAAAAUGAAACCGUUCUAGUUGUGAGUUUACAUCUAGAUGACUCUAAUGAAGACGUCCUGGUAGCACAGGCAUAAAACCUGGUUCAGUAGUUGGGUUCGUGGUGCCUCUGGUUUGGCCUGUAGCCUAAAACAACACCCAGAGUAACUGGCAGUGUUGGCAGGUGUGGAAGCUGGUGGGGAAGAGUUUUCUUGUUCCUCACACUCUCUUGUCCUGCUGGUAAAAGAGGUACAACUCAGUCAGGUGAAAACAAGCAGUCAGUGUCUACAGAGACUUUGCAAGAGGGAUGGUGGUCUGGACCUGGCAGUGACAGAGACCAACAACUAGACAUGGGAGGCAAGGGGGGAAUGCAAAAGUCAAAGAAGGGAAUUGGAAAAAUCUAAUUGAUACACAUUUAAGAAGCUUCGUAACAGUCGGAAUUAUCCACUGCUUAAAAACAGCCAUACUGUUACUCAGAAACUCAGUCCUGUGUAGCAUUCAUAACAAUCCUGUAGACUGAAAGCUAAAAUGCUUGAGCACACAAGUGCAGUUGAACAGCAGAAUGAGCUUCCCCAUACACAGCAAUGCCAGCUGGAAGCAUUAUACAUUUACAACCAUUAUGCUCUGUUUGACAAUUUCUAUCUCCAUUUGUCACUCCCUCCCAUUUUCUCCGUGUCUGUGCUAUACACUGCAAACUCUUAAUGUUUUAAGUGGCAGCAGUCUGCGUUAUCUCUCUGCCUCCUCUUUAUUCUUCACACAUUCUCUCCCUAAUUACGUCUCCAUCCAGCGAUUUCUCUCAUUGUGCAGCAGUUAGCUCUGCUCAUGAAAAGAGAUAUUGGAGUCGAAGGCUGAUUUGCUGGCUUUAACACCCCGCACAAGCUUCAGUAGACACCCGUACUGUUUAAUAGCUAAUUAAUAUUAUGAAAUGGUAUACAAAAAACACAGUUAUUGUGAGGAAGGGCAAUAGUUGGUUUAUGUUUUUUAGGCUAUAACCAAAUUGCUUGGUUGAAAAGCUGCAAACUGAAGAUCAGCAGCUCGAACAAUUCUGAAAAAAAGGAACCAUGAGAUUCAUUUUUCUUUUGUAGUUAGGCAUGAUGUUUGCUAGAGUAGCGUUUGUGAGAAAAAUAAUGAGUGAAGCACUAUUUUAUACAAUGAAAAAAAGUUUCCUACCUUAACUUAUUUGUAAUAAUUUGAGUGUGAUAGACUUUUUUAACAUGAUGGAAGGGUGGGAGGGCAGUGAAUGGGCUCUGAUUUUGCAGCUUGUAAUUUCUUAUUAAAUCACAGAUUUGUAGCAAUGACACUCCUUUAAACCGUUCUGAGGAAUGAUUAAGUAGUAUGUGUGUAGUAUUUCCACAGUAGAUGCAUUCAAAUAAUUUUUAGUCUUUCUUUUUUCAAUUAAUUGCAGUUCAAUUUUUAGCAAAGAUUUGAUACGCAAAAUUUUGUAAGGUGAGCUGAUAAUUUGUACGUGAUUGUCUGAUUUGUAAAUAAACAGAUUUGCAAUACUGAUUUUGGACAGAAAAUUUUCAGGGAUGAGAAAUCAAAUGCUUUAAAUCAUGUGCCUUUUAGCAGUUAAAAAAUGCUUUAAUUUAUUUAGUAUAAUGACAAGUGAUGUACCAAAAAAAUUGAUUAGAUAGCAGGUGGAAUCUGAUCGGUUACCCACCAUUGUGUUGAUAUAUCUGGUUUUCACUGUAAUUUCUCCCAGUAGCAUUGUAUUGCAUUCAGACUGUAUGCAAGGAAAGUUUUUUUGCUGCUGCAAUUGCAAAUAAAAUCAACAUUUCAGUUAGAAAUAAAAAAAACACCAUCCAGUCUAUCUGUUGCUGCCGCUAAACCAGGUAUAGUUUAUGCAUUAAAUAAACUCAGACUGCAAAAAGUACCCAAACUUUAUCAACUGCAUGAGUAGCACAAUGUAAAAAUGUGUUUAAUGUUGAAACUGAAUGCACCUUUUGAAAACUGUCUGUUGUCAUAACAAGAUGCUUUGCUAAACUAGCCUGCCUAACUCGGCAACGAAGACAAAAUGAUACUAUGCCCUAUUAUCAUUAAGAAAAGAGUUUCAGAACAAAACCAGGUACGUCAGAGGACUAGUUACAUUCAGCAUGUUACCACUUCUGAUGAACAAUUACAUAAAAUUUUCAAUGUUUCAUAUUUUCACCAUUUGGAAGAAACGUUGCCUUGUAGGUUGGUUGGUCUUUGUACACUAUGUAAAUUCAAUGUAUUGCUAAUUGUGUUUUAUUUAAUGGCGAGACAGAUUGGUGGCGUCACUGUGACACAGACUUUUCAUACUGUAAGCAGAGCCUCAAGUAGCAAACGCACUGACUAUAAAGUUUUGCUCUGUGCUGUAUUUUAACAAUCACAAUUCAGUCGUGUAGGACUUACCCGCACACUAUGUAGCACUGACAGAUAUAAAUGUCUACUGCUACUUGUAUCGAGAAGAGAGCUGCAACUAACCCCAACACUAAUCCCAAUUUUAAGUAUAGAUUGAGAUACCUUUUUUGACAUAAUGACAUGGUACACAUGAUUAGUUUAGGAAGCACUUAGACAUUAACAAUACAAUGAUUCUUCCUGUUUUUGCCAUGUCUGGUUUAAUUUUGGUAAUCUUUUUGAAGAUGACAUGGCGUUCAAAGCUGCUAGUAGAUUUUGGGGUUCAGAAAGUUAUUCUAUGACCAGAAUAGUUUGUGGUUAAUUUAAUAGUUCACAAUUAAUCAAUUAAUUAAUUUUUGCAGCUUAAUAUUGAGCAGUGAUUUUAAGUCCAGUUGCCUUGAUGUGUUACAGUAUGACCAGUCUGCCUCACAGCGUGGCUCUUCUGCAUCUGUUUUGGGUUUUCAUUUUUUUUUAAUCGCAUGAGCCAUGCAAAAUGUGAUUAUUGCAUUGAUUGUUGUGUUUUGACAGUUUCUACAUGACACUGUUGUACAAAAAGACCUAAAGAGGUCCUCAAACAUUGUUCCUUAAAAAAGUUAUAGGCAUACUGAGGGUAAGAAGCACAAAGGUAAAGCAUGCCAUGACAUAAACGUGGUUGUCUGCAGUACAAAAUGCAUCAUUGCACUACCGGGGUUCAGCCUACCUCUACAGAGGUCUCAACUCACAGGUUGGAAAACUUGACUUGGUUGGACCCUGAGCUGUCUGCUGUUUAUAGUAUUUAUCAGAGAAUCCGUACAGUUAGGUUAACAUAAUAUGCAAUAUUAGAUAUUUUUUCAAUUAAAAUUAGAAUAAUACUGGAAAACUGCUGUUGUUGAAUUUGCACAAAAUUGUGAAUGUUCUCUUUGAUGUUAUUGAAUUCUCCAAACCUUUGCAUUUAUGAGUGAAUGCUUACACUGUUCUCUAUUAUUGGUUUUCUGAAAUACACUUUGAAAAGACAGUUAAAAACAUAUCUUGUUUGAAACCAUUGGAAAAGCUAUUAAAAUGCAACUUUUCAACAAGCUGGCUCUUACUGUCAAACUGAAUGCUGUUAUUAGUUGAAUCGUUCGAUGAUUCGGUAUGACCUGGUUUUUGUAUGCAUGACAUUAUAACAUAACUAGCUUGUGCAGGAGUUUUGCUGGCAUGGUUUUGUCCUUUUUACUGUUCAUGUCUUGUUGAAAUUUUUAACGCAAUAAAGACUGUCUUAAGCUUC